Frankliniella occidentalis (western flower thrips) is the source of this 1644-nucleotide messenger RNA. Its product is annotated as protein 5NUC. NCBI's taxonomy places the organism in Eukaryota, Metazoa, Arthropoda, Insecta, Thysanoptera, Thripidae. The record is from RefSeq and is a predicted model, not a curated record. The transcript is spliced from 7 exons. Gene Ontology annotation, biological process: AMP catabolic process. Bases 124 to 1644 code for a protein of 506 amino acids. Gene Ontology annotation, cellular component: plasma membrane. Gene Ontology annotation, molecular function: metal ion binding; nucleotide binding; 5'-nucleotidase activity.
AGACUUAAUUUCAUCGUCGCAGGGCUGGUGGUGGCGCUGUGCUGGCUCGGCACGGCCGCGGCGUCGCCCGCCCGCCUGGUGGAGGCCGCCGGCCUGGACCUGACGCUGCUGCACGUCAACGACAUGCACGCCCGCUACGAGCAGACCAACGCCCUGUCCGGGUCGUGCUCGGACAAGGACGCGCAGGCGGGCCACUGCUACGGCGGCCAGGCGCGGGUCGCCACCAUCGUCAAGCAGGCGCGCGCCGCCGACCCCAACGUGCUCGUCCUCAACGCGGGCGACAUGUACCAGGGGACAGUUUACUACUCCGUCUUCAAGUCCAGCAUUUCUGCUGAGUUCAUCAACAUUAUGAAGUACGACGCCAUCACCUUGGGCAACCACGAGUUUGACGACAAGACGGUCGGGCUCGUGCCCUUCAUAGAGCAGCUGAAGGUGCCGCUGGUGGUGGCCAACGCGGACUUCAGUCAGCAGCCGGAGCUGAACAAGCUCAACAUCAAGAAGUCCGUCGUGGUCGAGAAAGGCGGCGUCAAGAUCGGCAUCAUCGGCUACCUGACGCCCGAAACGGCCUUCCUGUCCAGCCCCGAGAACGUCGUGUUCCUGGACGAGGUGGAGGCCCUGAAGGCGGAGGCCGCGGCCCUCAAGGCGCAGGGCGUCAACAUCAUCAUCGGCCUCGGACACUCGGGCUACGACAAGGAUAAGGUGAUCGCCAGGAAGGUCCCGGACAUCGACAUCGUGGUCGGCGGCCACAGCCACUCGUUCCUGUUCGGCAAGAGCGCCACGGACGCGCCGCCCGACUCGGACGUGCCCGUCGGCCUCUACCCGACGUGGAUCGAGCAGGCCUCGGGGCGCAAGGUGCCCGUCGUGCAGGCCUACGCCUUCACCAAGUACAUGGGCAGCCUCAAGCUCAAGUUCGACGCCAACGGCGAGCUCACGAAUCUCGAGGGCGGGCCGAUCCUCCUGAACAAGGACGUCGAGGAAGACAAGGACACCCUGGCCGAGGUCCUGAAGUGGAAGAGCCAGCUGGACGAGAAGGUGCUGCAGCCCAUCGGCCGCACCACCGUGCUGCUCGACGGCAGCUCGUGCCGGAGGCAGGAGUGCAACCUGGGCAACCUCAUCGCGGACGCCUUCGUCUACUCGCGCGCGGUCAACGUCCGCUCCGAGAAGGGCUGGACCGACGCCGCCAUCGCCCUCGUCAACGGCGGCUCCAUCCGCGAGUCCAUCGACGCGUCGUCCGUCGGCGGCACCAUCACGCUCAAGGACGUGAUGGAGGUCAUGCCCUUCGACAACCUGGAGGUGCUGCUCAGGAUCCGGGGUACGGUGCUGCUCCAGGCGCUCGAGCACGGCGUCAGCGAGUACGUCCCCGGCCAGGCGUGGAAGGGGGCCUUCCUGCAGCUCUCCGGAGUUCACGUGGUGUACGACGUGAGCCGGCCGGCCGGGCAACGGGUGGUGAGCGCGGAGGUGCGCUGCGAGAGCUGCACCAUCCCGUCGUACGCCGCCCUGGACCCAAACGCGCUCUACGGCGUGAUCGUGAGCGGCUUCCUCGCCGGCGGCGGCGACGGCUUCAGCAUGCUGGAGAACAACGAGGGCGCAUUGAGGCUGGAGAACACGGCCACCGGUUGCACCGCACCAAGGCCCUGGCCCUGA